CUCGGUUUUAACCACUCCCCUCUGUAGACUUGGGUGACACUGCAGAAUAGGAUCUGUUUUCACUGACGACAAAAGCCUGAGGAUUUUUGAGAAGGACGGGGUCAUUACUUUUUUAUUUGGAAAAAAGUUGGAGCAAAUGCUUUCUUUGGAGAUUAAGCAAAUAAAAGCAGAAAACUAGCAAGUAGCAGUGAGGAUAUAUGGUUUCCUUUUUUGUGAGUGAACUUUAGAGACUCUGAACUUGAAUAACAAACUGCAGCGAUGCAAUCGGAAGCAGACUGCUUGAGUCCAGAAGCUCAAAAACUGGCUGAAGCAAGGCUUGCAGCAAAGCGAGCAGCACGUGCUGAAGCGCGGGAAAUUCGGAUGAAAGAACUUGAGAGGCAGCAAAAAGAGAUCUAUCAGGUUCAAAAGAAAUAUUAUGGUCUGGAUACUAAGUGGGGUGACAUCGAGCAAUGGAUGGAAGACAGUGAGCGUUAUUCCCGUAAAUCCAGAAGAAAUGCUUCGGCUUCGGAUGAAGAUGAGCGCAUGUCAGUGGGUAGCCGUGGAAGCUUGAGGUCUGACUUGGAGUAUGCCAGUGCCUAUCCAGUGGCUGGAUUAGAAAAUGAGUGGACCAAAAAGAAGAACAACUCCAAAGCUACCAAUGGUUAUGAUGAAGACAUGUACGGAUCAUCCCAGAAUAGAAAGUCUAGCAGGGCUUCUUACUACUCUGAUCUUGGUCUUCCCAGCAGUGGCUUUACUUCCAAAUCCCAACCUUCUUGCCAGAAUGGAAGCCGGCCCUCCUUGCUGUACAGUGAUGUCCUGCCAGCCAGAAGUUACAGGGCUUCUCUGUAUGAUGAGAGCAUUUACAGUGGGAGUCGUCGGUAUAGUGCUUCUAGUUCUCGUGCUCCUUCUGAAUACAGCUGCUACCUUGGUUCCGGAUCUCGGACAUCUUCAAGAGCCAGUUCUGCUCGAGCAAGUCCAGUGAUUGAAGAAAGGCCAGAAAAAGACUUUGAGAAGGGAGCUCGUACUGUGUCAAGCUUAUCAGCAGCUACACUCGCCUCUCUGGGUGGAACUUCCUCCCGGAGAGGCAGCGGAGAUACCUCUAUCUCAGUUGAUACAGAAGCAUCCAUUAGAGAAAUUAAGGAGAUCAAUGAGUUAAAGGACCAGAUUCAGGAUGUAGAAGGCAAAUACAUGCAGGGAUUGAAAGAAAUGAAGGACUCCCUAGCAGAAGUUGAAGAAAAAUAUAAGAAAGCUAUGGUGUCCAAUGCUCAACUAGAUAAUGAGAAAACAAAUUUCAUGUACCAAGUAGACACCCUGAAAGAUGCACUGUUAGAGUUGGAAGAACAACUGGCAGAGUCAAAGAGGCAAUAUGAAGAGAAAAGCAAGGAGUUUGAGAGGGAAAGGCAUGCUCAUAGCGUAUUGCAGUUUCAGUUCACAGAAAUGAAAGAAGCCUUGAAGCAAAGAGAAGAAAUGCUUGCAGAAAUCCAACAGCUGCAACAGAAACAGGAGAACUAUGUCAGGGAAAUUUCUGAUCUUCAGGAGACAGUAGAGUGGAAAGACAAAAAAAUAGGGGCGUUAGAAAGGCAGAAAGAGUUCUUUGAUUCCAUAAGGAGUGAGCGAGAUGGCCUUAGAGUGGAGGUGGUUAUGCUGAAGGAACAAUUGAAGAAACAUGGAAUAAUCCCGGACUCAGAAGUAGCUACCAAUGGAGAAACUUCAGAUGCUUUUGAUAAUGAAGGACACUCAGAUUCUUCCAAGAUUAAUCAAGGCACAACUCAGGUGCUAAACACAUCUGGGGAUGGGACCCUAGGCAGAACCAAUGAAGUGGAGAUGAAAAAUGAGAUUUUGGAGAAUGUGGGGAAAAAGGAAAUCUUGCAGAAUACUGAGCAUGAGCAACACAAGGAGGAGUCUGAGGAGCAGGAAAUUGUAAAGGAGUAUACGGAGAUAAAGACCUUGCAUACUGAUGAAAAUACAGAGAGAGAGAAAGCCACUGAAGAUACUGAUGUCACCUCAACAGUAAUAUUAAUGAAUAGUGGACUGGAGGAACAAACUGAAUGCUAUAGAGAACAUGUAUUAGGAAAUGUAUCUUCCUCUGAAAAUAGUGAUGCAGGUAGUAGCAUAGAAAUCCAGCAGCCCAUUAGUUUGGAAAGUGAACAUGGUAGUGACUUAAAUGAGAGGACUAAUCAGAAUCUGGAAAUGGGUACACUGCAGAGUCAGGAUAUUAAGGCUUCCCAAGCAGGGUGUUGUAACUUAGAGAGACAGGAAUUUGAAGGAAUUGCACAGCAGCAGAAAGAAAAACAGGGGGAGUUUAUAACUAGCCAAAAAGAAGGUAGUGAAGCAACUCAGGAAGUUCUUGAUUUAGUGGCAAGCAGCCAUGCAUUGGUUUCUGAUCAGUCUGAACUACCUGAAAUUGUAAUCAUAGGUUCAGCUAUUGAAGGGCCAUGUGUGGAAGCUCAAGUUGAAAGACAGGAUCAAGCAGAAGAAAGCCCUAAAAAUGAGGUUAUGAGUGAUGAAGGUGAAGAGUGCAUUGACAGAAAAAUUGAUAAUGUAGAGAGUGGUAGAGAGGAAGAAGAAAAUAAAACCGAUACAGUCCAGAAUCUGGAAAGCCAAGAAAUAAAAUCUGUAGAAGAGGAGGAAGAAGUGUCAUGUGACACCGAGGUAGUGCCAGAUAAUAUUGCAAAGGAACAAAAAGUAGAUGAAACACCAGCUCUGUCACUUCUUUCAGAGAAUGAUCUGCUAUUAGCAGGAGAAGAACAAAGUAUGGUAAGUGCGGCAGAGAAUGGAAUGAAUAUGAAGCAGAGGCCAGGACAACAGGAAGUGUUAGUGGGCAAAUUGGAUUCAGAUUCUGAAAACAAAGAGGUACAACUUGAAAGAUCUGUGGAAUCUAUAGACUGUAUUACAGAGGUAAAAGAAUCUGAAUCACAUAAAACAGAGCAAGAUCAAGGUCCCAUGAACAAAGAACAACCCCAAGAAAGUAUUAUAGACCCUAGUCACAGUGAUGAAAAAAUUCAAGGGGCAGAAGAUACUGAAGUAUGGUAUGAAUCUCAGGAAUUUGAAGAUAAUAGUACUGAACAGGUGGAGGGUAAGAACACACAGGUAGAAGUCCAAACACUUGAAUAUAGUGAAGACAUAAUAUGUGGCACAAUAAUAGAUAAUGUUUUGGAAAGUAAAAUGCAGGGAGUAGCUAAACAAGAAGCAGCAGCUGCACAGGAAUCUCCUGAAAAUAUUAGUGUAAUUAUUGAGGUGAAAAAUGGAAUGGAGGAAAACAGCAAGAAGCCAGGGCCUGCAGACCAGCAGCUUGAAACAUUUCCCUCUGCGAGUACAAAUAAUGUUUUGCAGGAAGCCACAAAACAAUCACAGCAACAUACUGAAGAAGUUGGUGGCAACAUAAAAGAAAUGGAAGAGCAGAAUACAAGGUCAGAUGAUAUGUGUGAAUCUAUUAGUGAAGAGACGGAUAAAAACUGGGAGGGUCAGGGAAGUGAGGAGGACAAAAAUAAUAGAACAGAACAGCAAAACGAGAUGCAGGAAAUCAUUCCAGAAGCUGAGGGGGAAUCAAGUUGCCUCAAUAGACAGGAAAGUCAGUUAGAUAAGAAGCUUAAAGGACAAGUUAAUGAGGUAGAGGGUCAAGAGGAAGGAGUGGAAGAUAAGGGUGAAACAUUCAUCUUUCAAUCAAAUCAGGAAUUAGAAACUAGUGAAAGGAAGGAUGCAGAGAAGGUUGAUGCACAGAAGCUGGAAGAUGUUAAAGCAAAGGAAAUUGUCACAGAACCUAUCAAAACAGGAGAAGGUGGAAAGGAAGAAGCUCAUCAAGGCAGUGUAUACAAAACAGAGAAGGAAGGCUUGUUGACUGAAGACAAUGCAGAUAUCCAAGAAAAAGGAGAGGAAUCUGAAGAAUCAAAUGCAUCCAGAUCUGAAACUGCAAAGAAAACAUGUGAUGUGGUGGAGGACAAAACUAAAGUGUUAGACACCGAUAAUACGGAAAAAAUAACCAGUAACCCUUUAUUAGAUAAAGAGUUGGAAAGCUUGGGCACUACCAGUGUUGAAAGUAAAGAAGAUAUCACAGGUAUUAAAAGGGGUAAGGGUAAAUCUAAAGAAGAUUGUAUAAUAUCAUGAGUUCAUAAUCUAGGACCUAAAUAAAUUAACUGCUCUUGGAUCAGUUCCAGUACAAAAUAAUGCACCAUGCACAGUAAUUCAGACUUUAGGAACGAUGAUGUUUUUGUUUUGUGGUUGUUUCAUCAUAAUAAUUGUCAGUUCAUAGAUGCGAGUUCCAUCCAAUUUACUGUCAUGUAUCACCACCAGAUAUCGUAUACUCAGAUUUUGUUUUCUAAUUUCUCUCAGGUUUCAUGUUUAUCACCAAGUAAGCAUCAUAAAUCAACUUUUCAGACCAACUUGUUAAAAUGUAAGGCCGAUAUCUUCCAAAAAAAUAUUUAGCAAUUGUUCUUACUUUCUAGACUAGUUUUAAACAAGCUAUAGGUCUUGGAUGCAAAGACAACAAACAGUACAAUUAAAUGUUGCUUUGCUGAACAUAAAGCAAUAUAAGGUAUGCAGCACCAUGGUUAUUGUUACCACAUUUAUUUGUGAAUGCUUCAGUUCAGGAACCAACUAUCAUUGCUAAUACAAAAAGUAUAAUUUCACUGUGUAUUAUUUUAAUAUGGGCACAUUCCAAAGUAUAGCAUAUAGUUUAUAGAUGAACUGCCAAAAUAUAUUAGUUUAUACACUUUGAAAGAGCAAUAUACAGUUUAAGAAUUUAAAGCAUAAAUGUCUCCACAGUUGUUAGUCUGCUGAAAGGAGUAAGUAUGUAUAUGCUUACUUAGUCUAGGCACUUUGCACCAGAAUAAGCCUUUGACCCCAUGUUUUAACAGGGGCGUUCUUAUCUUUUUCUAGGGAAGUUUUCUCAGUGCACACUGUGAUGUGUUUUCAUACUUUCUAUCAAGUACAUUUAGUUAAUUAGGUAUAUUAUGAUACUAUUUUCCUACAAGAAAGUUUAAAUUGUAUUUCCUUGUUGCAUAUUUUUGCAAAAUACUAUUCUGAAAGAAUGUUUUCUUAUCUCUGGAAGUACUUUUUCCUCCUUUCUUGCCAGAAUGAAGGAAAUUAUGAAUGUCUUAAUCCUCUUGAAUGUCUUAAUUUUUAUUGAAAAGCAUCACACCAAAGAUAACUGCUGUUGCUCUUUGUGUAUUAUCUCCUAUAUACCAAGCACUGAGUCUUGUGAAAAAUAAUGUUGCUUUUGAUUUGAUACUGGAAAUAUAAACAAUUGAGAUAUUACCAAAUCUUCAGUAAUUUCUUAUGUGACUAUUUUAAACCAGAUGAGAGGAAAUGUGUUUUUUGCAUAAUGAAACAUUCUUUUAAACUUCAUUUAAGUAAUGAAAAAUAAAAGGGAAUCCGAACUAAAGUUUUUGCAGGUCAUAAAAUAUUUCUUGUAUUGCUGUUACAAACUUAAUAACUUACAGAUAUGUUGAAAUAUUUCAUAUGUAUAUCACAAAUGUACUGAGCUGUAUAUAAUUGAAAUAAACAUAUUUUAUACUUUA
Molecule: messenger RNA, 5495 nt
Organism: Alligator sinensis (Chinese alligator)
Lineage: Eukaryota; Metazoa; Chordata; Crocodylia; Alligatoridae
Gene: LRRFIP1
Product: LRR binding FLII interacting protein 1
Exons: 22
Coding region: 259-4083 (1274 amino acids)
Biological process (GO): regulation of transcription by RNA polymerase II
Molecular function (GO): RNA polymerase II cis-regulatory region sequence-specific DNA binding; DNA-binding transcription factor activity, RNA polymerase II-specific
Source: RefSeq, a predicted model, not a curated record